GGUAAACACUUGGCAACCUUACUGAGAUAAAAACAAUCCAAUGCCAAAAUACCUGUACAACCUAUCUACUUACAAACAAAGGAACUAAAAUCCACAGGACAUUAACGACGCUAUGGUAACCUACUACCACUCACUAUACAACCUCAAGGACGAUCCAGAUUUACACCAACCCACCUCCUCAGACAUACAGGACUUCCUCCGGCGAACCACACUACCGGCACUUUCAGCUCAACAAAAAACAACUUUACAAAACCCAGUCACGACACAAGAAAUCCAACACGCCAUCCAAUCUCUCCCUCACGGGAAAUCACCAGGACCUGAUGGCCUGACAAAUUCCUAUUACAAGUCACAGACUGCAUCCCUUGUCCCAUAUCUAGAAAAAUCCUUUAACCAUAUUAUCACAACCGGCCACACUGCCAAAACCAGGCAAACCCCCGACCAAAUGCCAGAACCUAAGGCCAAUAUCUCUCCUCAACACCGACACUAA
Messenger RNA from Pelobates cultripes (western spadefoot toad), 487 nucleotides. The record is from the annotation of a GenBank genome assembly. Lineage: Eukaryota; Metazoa; Chordata; Amphibia; Anura; Pelobatidae.